UGCAGCCCAAGGGAGUUUGUCAGGGGGUCAUCGAUGUUGACCAUCUGAAGAGUCUGUUGUCUCCCAGGAAUGGGCCCACCAUGGUCAGUCAAAGGCUGGGAGCCACGUCUGGGAAGCAUGGCCAGGGUCAAACACAGGAACGCAAGAACUGAAGUGCUUGCUGGGUUCUGCUCCUUGCAGCUGGAUGUCUGUGGAGCACAUUCCCAUGGCCGCCACAGUGUUCUGUGCCUUAGGUCACUUUCUUUACCUCAGGAGUUCUCUUGGGCUCUGUCACGCAAACUUUAAAAAAAUCCCCUCUCUUAUAAUUUGGGCCCUAGAAGAAGGUGGUUUAUCCAAUCCUACAAAGUCCCAGAUUUGUGUGUUCUCUCUAUUCCCUUUCGUUUUUACUUGCAAAGCACUCAAUUCUUUCUGGAACUCAUUUCUUUCUCUUAACACCCUGCUGAACAUAGCUGCUAGCAAGCAACACGUACCACCAACGUUCUGUUUUCCAAUCUCUUGCCUGAGAGUGGCAGGUUUGGAAGGCGCGAGGGUCUGCCUUUCCAGUUACAGCGUCUGACAACGUUAUCAGAUGUUUUGCUCUUGUAUUAACAGGGAUCCCUAGCCAUUCAUUCCGCCUGUGGCUGAAUGCCACCUCACUGCUAAGGCAAUGACACAUAGUUGAUAUUUCUGUUCCAGCGCUACCCUGCUUUGGGGACAGAUUUCCCUUUUAGUCAUGGUAAUCCACGGAAUCUGUGGCAACAGGCAAACCGAGAAAUCUCAGUGGCUUCAAUACAACACAGGUUUAUUUCUUGCUAGUGUUACAGGCUGAUGUGGGUCAGGAGCGUCCGCUGUGUAUCUUGCAACACUGUCUCCAAUUCCUUGUUUCCAGCCAGUGGACAGGAGGGAGAGCGAGAAGGCGCAGGUGCGCUGUCUCCUGCUUUUCUGUCUGCUGAAGAUCUCCAAGGCGCUCGGCCGCUCUCGGCCGCCGACGCCGAUUCCAGCCUUGGGCACCUGCUUCAGCGGGCUGACUUGGCAGCUGUGCUGCUCCCUGGAGGGAGUGGGAGGGAGAGGUGGAGGUGGACCUGCAAUCGGGCUGAUAUCUUACUGGAAUGCUUUUUGCAGAUGACGGCGUUCUGUAGAGAGGUGUGAUGGUCGUGCACCAUCGGCCCGUCUAGCUCCUCCGGGGCUCAUUAGAACUCAGACCUGUUUCUUCUUCCUUCCUUGUUCCUCCUGUGAGGCAGCGAGCGACAAGCACAUUCAGUGGCUCCUGGGGGCAGAUGGUGACGUCUGGGUCUGGAUCAUGGGAGAAGGCCCCGGCGACAAGCCCUAUGAAGAGAUCUCCGAGGAGCUCAUUGCCGAGAGAGCACGGCUGCAGGCACAGAGGGAGGCCGAGGAGCUCUGGAGACAGAAGGAGGCAGAAAUCACCAAGAAGUUUCGGGAUGCUCUGGCCAAUGAGAAAGCCCGGAUCCUGGCAGAGAAGUGGAAAGUAGAGAUGGAGGACCGGAAGGCUGCCAAAGUCCUGGAGGAACGCAUCCGUGAGGAGUUCAAGAGGAAAGAGGAAGAGGAGAGGAAGCGAGGAGAAGAACAGAUUCGCCUCCAGGAAGAGCAGAGGGCGAAGGAACUCUACUGGACCCUGAAACAGGCCCAGCUGCAGAGCCAUGCCAGCGAGAACGAGGAACGGGAGUGGGAGGAACAGCUGCGCAGGUCCAAGGCCGCGGAUGAGGAGAGGAGCCGCCGAGCUCAGCGUGCCAGGGAUGAGUACCGGCGCCACUCCCUCCGCGCCAUCCAGAAGGGCACCGUCGCCGGCCUCAGCUCCAUGUUCCGAGAGCUUGGCCAGAGCCACGAGCAGGAGGCCAGACUCUACCACCACCUCCCAGGCCCCGGGCCUCCACCACCCCUCGCCAUACCUGUCAGCAGGACCUGGGAGCGCCCGCUGAGACCCAUCUCCAGAGAAGUCAUAGUCCGCUGGUUUAAGGAGGAGCAGCUGCCUCGCCGAGCCGGCUUUGAGAGGAACACCAAAUCCAUCGCGCCUUGGUUCCAUGGAAUUAUUAGCCGAGAAGCUGCAGAAGAUCUCCUCGAGAACAUGACAGAGGGAGCAUUUUUGGUCCGGGUCAGUGAGAAAAUCUGGGGUUACACCCUCUCCUAUCGCCUGCAGAAAGGGUUCAAGCACUUUCUUGUGGAUGCCUCUGGGGAUUUUUACAGCUUCCUGGGAGUGGACCCCAAUCGCCACGCAACGCUCACUGAUCUCAUUGAUUUCCACAAGGAGGAAAUUAUCACUGUUUCAGGGGGAGAGCUGCUGCAGGAACCCUGUGGACAGAGGGACAGUCCACCAGACUACCAUCUGUUGUUUGAAUGAUUUUUUUCCCCCUUAUCCGUUGGACUUCUUGGGGCAUUCAUUUUUUGAAUUCAACUGAAGAACUUCCCAGCUCAAACCCUUAUGGCCUUCUGGAAGAUCCACCACUAUCCAGAGGAUUAAGUAGAUUAGUAUGUCUCAAGGAAUAUGAAAUAUAUGGCAUAUAUGCUAUUGGUCCCCAUCCUGAUGCCCAGGACAGAAAUUGCUAAUAGCUGAUGCAACUCUUUCAUGAAGAGUUUAGUUAUGACUUCAGAGAAUGAAGCCUAUUUGCCAUGGCCACCCUAAGCUGAGCUCCUAGAGCACAUGGGUCAUGUUUUUAAUAAUCCAAAAUAAUUCCAUUGCCUAACUCUGAAUAUAAACCUAUGGUAGACAUUCAAUAAACGUUUGUUGAAUGAAUGCAGUUCUUCUGGAAGUCUUCCAACACUAAUCAGCAAUGUUUUCUAUUAAGUUAUUUCCUACCUGUUCUGUCUGUAAAGUCCUGGAAAGUAUAGAAGAAAUAUUGCAAAGGAUUUAUAUGGAAAAUAUAGAUGCUGUGUCUUUAAUGAUGUACAUUAUUGCCCUCAUUGAUUUUAUCAUU
Molecule: messenger RNA, 2909 nt
Organism: Ailuropoda melanoleuca (giant panda)
Lineage: Eukaryota; Metazoa; Chordata; Mammalia; Carnivora; Ursidae
Gene: SH2D4B
Product: SH2 domain containing 4B
Exons: 7
Coding region: 1280-2335 (351 amino acids)
Cellular component (GO): cytoplasm
Source: RefSeq, a predicted model, not a curated record